This is a messenger RNA of Ricinus communis (castor bean), 1054 nucleotides long. RefSeq names its product transcription repressor OFP2. The transcript has a single exon. The coding region runs from base 242 to 769 and encodes 175 amino acids. Lineage: Eukaryota; Viridiplantae; Streptophyta; Magnoliopsida; Malpighiales; Euphorbiaceae. The record is from RefSeq and is a predicted model, not a curated record. Gene Ontology annotation, biological process: negative regulation of DNA-templated transcription.
GGCAUAAUCACAACUCUCUCAAAUCUCAUCUCUGUAAAGAGUGUAUAUGUAUAUCCCCUACGUUAAGUCAAAUGUCUAAUACAAACCUUCCUUUCUCUGCAAAACAAUAUAGAGAAUGACUCCUAUCCAAAUACAUCUGCUUCCUUCUUUCCCAUGUUUGUUGUCCUGAAAACCACUCCUACCAACAACAUUUCUUUCUCUAUAACAUUCAUAAAUCUCAAUCUAGCCACUACCUUCUGCAAUGCCCUUAAGCAAGACAAAUAAGCUUUUUAAAACAGUUCUCGGUGCAGGCUGCUCCUGCGCCAGGCCAAAACCUUCAGAUGUUCAUGAACCCAAAACCACCAUUUCUCUCAAGGAUCCAAACCCUUCUUCUUCUUUAAGCUCUUAUGAUAAAAAUGGAGUCUUCUCAAUAGGCGAUGGAGAAAGUUGCACUUCCAUUACCGCUACAAUAGACAGCGGCAUUCUUCCACAACUCAACUCCGAAUCUGAUGAUACCAAUCCAAAAAGGUCGAACAAAAUCACCAACAGCAUCGCUGUGGUGAAAGAUUCUAAUGACCCAUAUCAAGAUUUCAAGCAUUCCAUGUUGCAAAUGAUCUUUGAGAAGGAAAUAUACUCCGCAGAUGACCUUCAGGAGCUUCUGAACUGUUUUCUAAAGCUGAAUUCUCCGCGUCACCAUGGUCUAAUCGUUCAAGCUUUCACUGAGAUCUGGAAUGAUGUCAUCUCUAAAAAGCUGAUGGAUCCACAGAAACCUAGUGUUCCAGGAGAAUAACACGACUCGUAGCUGUGCCUAGUAUUCGUAGCCAUUGAUUUCAAUGGUAAUUAGUCGAGAUUGGAGAAACAAGCACACAGAAACGAUCCAUGCCGUGGGUGGAGAAUUACACAUGUAAUCCAUUAAUCUAAUUAUUUUCCUUCUUUAAUGUAAAACAGUGGUUUUGACAGGCAAAACUACUUACUAUCGGUGAAGACAAAAUCUGAUAUAAGAUGUAUCGGUGGAUGGUUACACUAUAUACCCACCAUAUAUUCUAUUCAUAAAUAAUUCACAUAUUUUUUUUAA